AUGGCCCCAAUCUCGGCCAUGCAGUCCAUGCCAUUGCUCUUGAGGCAAUCAAUCAGAUCGAGUAUUCAUAUUUCCCGCACCACAGCUCGACCUGCACGUCUGCAUCUCCGCCCGACAGCUCCGAGCCCCGUUCCAGCUAAACCGACACUACGAGCAUUUUCAGUCUGCCUGCAAUGUCAAUUCCGCCAAGAAUCCAGUCUUCAGGAAAUUCUUGAUGGGAGAAACAAAGAAAAGCUCAGUACGGACCCGCAGAACUCGUCUAGCAGUAAUGAUGCUGCUGUGCCCGAUGCUAGAACCCCGUCGGAGGUAGAAGCGGAGAACUCUCGGGCAGCGAAUUUCUCCGCAGCUGCGGUAGAUCGGAGUGUGGAUGAUUCUACGAUAAAGGGGACUGAGCGAGGUCUUUUGGAUCACCUCGAGGCAGAACAGAAGAGAGAAGAAGAGGAACGAACGGGAAGCACGCAAACUCUUAACUCGGAGAGUGAACAGAGUAACGGCGGAGCUGGAGCUGGUGAUGGAGCUAGAGAAGGAGGAGCAGGCGGGCUGCCCUCCUAUCUCGAGAGCCGAAGAUCGAAGCUCUCGAAGCAAUUUACUACGAUGAUGGACAAUGUCCAGUCCAAUGUCUUCGUAGCGGGACAGCGGUUGAAUGACCUUACCGGAUACUCGGGCAUUGAAGCACUGAAGAAAGAGAUCCAUGGCCAAGAAAGCCGCCUUCGUAAUGCACGGGCUCAGGUCCGCACCGCGAAAGACGCCUACACCGCCGCCAUCAAUAACCGCUCUACUUCGCAGCGCGAAGUCAACGAGCUCCUCCAGCGCAAGCACGCUUGGUCAACAACUGAUUUGGAACGCUUCACUCUCCUCUACCGCAAUGACCAUACCAACGAAGUCGCCGAGACAGAAUCGCAGGAAGCUCUGUCGCGGGCGGAGCGGGAGGCGGAAGAGGCUGCCGCACAGUUGAGCAAGAGUAUUCUCUCUCGUUACCACGAGGAACAGGUCUGGUCGGAUAAGAUCCGGCGCAUGUCUACGUGGGGAACUUGGGGAUUGAUGGGUGUGAACGUCUUGCUUUUCCUUGUCUUCCAGAUUCUCGUGGAGCCAUGGCGCCGGCGCCGGCUGGUGAAGGGAUUUGAGGAUAAGGUUGUUGAGGCAUUGGAGAAAGAGAAGGCGAUCAACCAGGCUAUUCUUGCGAGUAGUGUGGCAUCGCUCAUUGAUACGGAGAAGAGUGUUGAUGUUUCAGCCGAGAGCUCGGUUGUUGCUGCAUCCACCACCGAAGCACCUAGCAGUGAGAAUGUCGAAGUUACUCCCACUGAGACCGAGGUCCAACCCUCGACGCUGCUAGAGACUAUGUCCCCCUCGGAGAAUCUCUCUCAAUCUCUCUAUUCCCGCCUCGCUGGAAUCUCUCUUCCUCCAAUCUCUCUUGAAUACUGGCGACAGGCAUUGAAUGAGCUUCUGAGUGACCGUAGCGUUGCUACUACCCAGCGCGAUCUCACCGUGGUUGCUGCGCAGAGCGCUGCAGCUGGUGCAGUCGUCAUGGGAGUUCUCAUUGCCCUGCUGAAACCGAGGUAG
Molecule: messenger RNA, 1560 nt
Organism: Penicillium malachiteum
Lineage: Eukaryota; Fungi; Ascomycota; Eurotiomycetes; Eurotiales; Aspergillaceae
Gene: she9
Product: putative mitochondrion biogenesis protein (She9)
Exons: 2
Coding region: 1-1560 (519 amino acids)
Biological process (GO): inner mitochondrial membrane organization
Cellular component (GO): mitochondrial inner membrane
Source: RefSeq, a predicted model, not a curated record